Hibiscus syriacus is the source of this 729-nucleotide messenger RNA. Its product is annotated as succinate dehydrogenase subunit 6, mitochondrial-like. NCBI's taxonomy places the organism in Eukaryota, Viridiplantae, Streptophyta, Magnoliopsida, Malvales, Malvaceae. The transcript has 3 exons. The record is from RefSeq and is a predicted model, not a curated record. Bases 80 to 526 code for a protein of 148 amino acids.
AAAAGGAAGAAGGCCAAAGAACCAGACUGAGAGAAAGCGAUAGAUUAAUUUAAGAAAAUAAAAAUUUAGUGAUAGGAAAAUGGGAGAUUCAUCAUCAACAGAUUCGUUCUUGAAGAAACACUGGCAAGGAUACAAAGAAUUCUGGGCCGAACGAUUUCCAUUUACUGAUGUCUAUUCUAGAUUCAUCAGCCGCCAAGAGUCUCUUCCAUCAUGGUCUGAAUCCGAUGUUAAUGAGUUCAUCGCUUCUGAUUUGGUUCACGGUCCUACCUUGAAGACUGCUAGGGAAGCGGCAAACACUGCCUUGGCAGGAAGUGCUGUUGGAGCUAUCUCAACUGCAGGUCUGGCCUGGAAAUACUCAAAGAGUUUACAUGGUGCCGGACUGGCUUUCUUAGGAGGAGGCGUUUUUGGUUGGACAUUCGGACAAGAAAUCGCAAACCACUGGUAUCAACUCUACAGGUUGGACACAAUGGCUGCACAAGUCAAAUUCAUGGAGUGGUGGGAAAACAAGUCCCAGAGGCGAUUGUAAAACUUAUCGUGCUGCUGAAAGCAGUGCCUGCUCGGUUUCCAUCUGUUUAAUAACGGUGACAUGUCGGAAACAUAAUGUUUGGUUUGAUACCGGAAAGGUUUUUUUUCCCUUUUAGAAGCAACUUGAUGAAACCAGUUGUUAACAUUACAAUACUUUUGUCCCAAUAAGUUUGCUGCAGCUCUAUCACAGUUAGCAAAUUAUUU